Molecule: messenger RNA, 861 nt
Organism: Drosophila serrata
Lineage: Eukaryota; Metazoa; Arthropoda; Insecta; Diptera; Drosophilidae
Product: brachyurin
Biological process (GO): proteolysis
Molecular function (GO): serine-type endopeptidase activity
Source: RefSeq, a predicted model, not a curated record
AUGGAGCGACGCUGGCAACUGGGAUACGAACACUGGCGACUUCGCUGCGAGAAAUUCAAGGAGCUGGAAGAGAACCAGACCUCACCAAUCAGCACUCGAAUCGCUGGCGGGGAACUGGCCACGCGCGGCAUGUUUCCACAUCAAGUGGCUCUGGUGAUUCAGCAGAGUGGCGGAGCACUCAUCCAAUGUGGUGGCUCCCUCAUCACGACUCAGUAUAUCCUGACGGCAGCCCACUGUUUGGGGGAUGCCAUUGGGGCCAGGAUUUAUUCGGGUGCCACUAGGUUUGCUGAUACCGAAGAUGCAGCCGAAGAGUUUGUGGUCAGCCACAGGGAUUUUGAAAUCUACCCAGGAUACCUGGGCUUUGGGGGCUACAAUGAUUUGGCCUUAAUAAGACUGCCUAGGAAGGCCUUAACCUCUGAUCGGGUUCGACCCAUAGAGCUGGCCGGGGAAUUUAUGUCGCAAAAGUUUCUGGACAGCCAGCCGGUGACUCUUACGGGUUGGGGUAGUCUGGGAGAUUCUCCAGAUGCAGAUGCUCCGCGAGAGGACACCCCUCUUCUCCACUUCCUGGACGUGGAGGUGCUCGAUCAGGAGCGCUGCCUGUGCUAUUUCUUGCCAGGAUUGGUCAGUCAAAGGCGACACCUCUGCACAGAUGGAAAGUACAAUCGUGGUGCCUGCAAUGGUGACUCUGGCGGACCACUGGUCUUCCAGUGGCGCAAUGUGAGCUACCUAAUUGGGGUCACCUCGUUCGGCAGUGCCGGUGGCUGUGAGCUGGGGGCGCCCACUGUCUACGCCAGGAUAACCGCAUAUUUGCCAUGGAUCCGGCAGCAGACCAACGACCAACUAAAUGCAAUUAACGCCUAA